UUAACAACAAAUUAAACAAACGGUUGAUUUAGCUCGUUGGUGCCGCCCUGAAACUGUUUCCGUUGACGUCACUGUCGCUGGCCAAUAGGAGCCCAGAUAUUGUUUCGGUGCAAAUUUCAAACGCCGUUCAAUCGACAGACCAACGGGUGGCCGUACAUCUGAAGACAAACGCGUUUGUUUUAUUUUUUGAGUCGGUUGUGUUGUUUAAUAAGGCUCUUGACACCGUUCAUCUGUCUGCAGUGGCAACAUGAGAGUGAGGUAAGUAAACGCGGUUUCGCACUUUGAUUUGCGCUUAAAAAUUAACGCUAAACGGUUAUUUGUGAUUAGCAAACGUACACUUCCUGAUUAGCCUGCUGGUUUUCGAUAAUGCUACGUUAGCUUUCAAUGUGAGCACACGUACGUGGGUUAAAUCACCAUGUGAUAGAGGGACUAUUUGUUUGCUAGAACAUAUUAUUUUUAACCGUAACGAAAUUAAAGUAGGUCUCGCUUGCUAUAUGUCACUGCUCGGUGGUGUUGAGCGUUUCCGUCACUCUGGUAUCUCAGGUUUUAGACGGUGCCAUAAGUGUCUAGAUAACUCGCUGGGGUUAAUGAUACCUUUAGACCGGUUUGACUCGCAACAGAUGUUUAAAAAGCAAAGUAACGACCCCAUCUAACCACUCUGUUCUUUCAGUGAAGUCCACGCAGCAGAGUCUGUCGCCUACCUCAACCGAGCGCUGGUCAGACUUCAGGAUAUCUGGGAGGAGAUUGGUAUUCCGGAGGAGCAGCGCCUACAGAGAACCAAUGAUGUUCACAAACACAUUAAAGUAAAUAUCACACCGACUUUGAUCAAGUUAAUCUGGUUGUUGAGUUUGCAGAGGAGUUAUCAUGAAUAUUGUUUUUCAUUGCAGGGUUUGCUGGACCUCAUGAUUGCUGAAGAAGAGGAGCUCAAAAAGAGGUUGUUGAAAAGCAUCGAGUCUUGUCUCAAAGAGCUCAAUCAUUUGAGCAGUGAACUUCAGCUGCCACCAUUUGAGGUACAGUUUUGUGAAGAGGCAAGUCUUUUCUUAAAUCUGUAUUAGACAGUUGCUUUUUGGCUGAACUUUUUUGUUGUUUUUUUCCCCGUUUCUUUUCAGGAGGAGGAUGGCUGCACCAUGCUGCAGAUUGAAAAGAACAGCCGCACCCGUCUUGAGGUUAUGAAGGAACACAAAAGGCAAAGAAUGGAAGAGCUGAAAAGCCUCAUCUGCAAAGACCGGGAGCUGUGCGAUAUCAUGUGCACAACUCCAUUUUGCAUCGAUCACGAUUCUGUCCCAUCAUUACAGCAACUGGAGUCUUAUCAUGCAUACCUAAAGGAUCUGACAAAGGAGAAGGUAUGACUUACAUUGUGCUUUUUGACAUUACUACCAAACUGUCUCUUUUAUACAAGGGCUGUAACCCACACUGUAUUCUCAGGAGCGACGGCACGAUGAAUUUGUAAGUGUCAAAAAGGAGAUCGGCACAUGCAUGGAGGAUUUGGAACGACAGGCUGAGACCAGUUUUGAGAUGGACGUGAUGUGUGAAGAUGAGGAGGCAUUUUGUUUGUCAAAUGACAACAUUGCUGCUCUUAAACUACUCCUUAGUCAGGUAAUUUUGUGACGGGCCUCUAGAUGUUUGUUUAAUCUCGAAUGCUUCCCACAGAAUAUAUUUAUGCGAGGUGAAAAUAAAAUGAAUGUAUAAUUUAUACUCCUCCUCUCUUCAGUUACACGAACAGAAGGCUGAGAAUGAGCUCCGUUGCUCAGCUCUCCGCAUUAAGAUGCAAGAGCUAUGGGAAAGACUCCAGAUUCCUCAAGAGGAGAGAGAGGCCCUUUCAGAGCAUAUGGUCAAGUCAAAGAAGAGAGACAUUGAAGCAGUAAGAAAACUAUCUUCUGUAGUUUUUAGCAUUAAAUUAUCAGAUGACAGUAAUUAAUUCUGUCAGCAGGACUCUAAAACAAUAUGCCUUUCCAGCUCCAGGUGGAGGUCCAGCGUCUCGAGGUGCUGAAAAUGCAGAGCAUGAGGAGCGUCAUUGAAGCCAUCAGAGCUGAGAUCGCUCUUUUCUGGGAGAGAUGCUUCUACAGCCAGGAACAGCAGCAAGCCUUUGUUUCAUAUCACUCUGGUAAAUAUCUGCUGUUUACUGACGAAGCCCUCGCAGUGUUUUAUCAUUACAAAGGACUUACAGUUCUCUUUUUUUCUCUCACCACAGAUGAUUUCACUGAGGAGACUCUCGAAGUGCAUGAGGCUGAGGUUAAGGUCCUGAAGAAGUAUUAUGAAGACCACAGAGAGCUCUUUGAGGGGGUCACAAAAUGGCAGGAGAACUGGACCCUGUACCUAGAACUUGACGUAAGUAUAGUCCUCGUGAAUUCAAUAUGGAAGAAUCUCAAAUAAAUGUAUGUUCGAGUGGCUAUAUUUAUGUAAUUUCCAUCUCAGAAAAAGGCCAAUGACCCAGCGAGGUUUAACAACAGAGGUGGGAACCUUCUGAGAGAAGAGAAGCAGAGAGCUGAUCUGCAGAAAAGUUUGCCAAAGGUGAGGAGUUUUCGCUUAAGGUCAGAUGAAAAUGUUACAAAAUGCAAACGGACUGAUAUAUGAGCGGUUCUUACUUGUAAGAGGAGCUGUAAUUGGACAUUCAAUAUACAUCUGUCAAAACAGAUCAACUGUUGAACGAACAAGCUCAUGUAAAACAGAUGUGUGUAGGUGCAUUACCAGUAGUCCCCAACAGAUGGAGAAAGUAAAACAUUAAUGACCUUUAGUGUGUUUGUCAUUUGCAGUCAGUGACUUCACCAAAUUUUGGCACUGAAUUAGCAUUUUAGAGAUUUGACUAGAGAGUUAAGUCCGACAUUAGACUCCUUUUAAAUGAUACAUCUAACAACAGAGAUUAAAUCUGUAUUUCCUGUUUGCUCCAGCUGGAAAAGGUUCUGAAGGCCCAGAUAGAUCUUUGGGAACAGGAGAAUGGAGCUGAAUUUCAAGUCAAUGGACAGAAGUUUCUGGAGUUUGUGCAGCAACAGUGGGCUAACCAUCAUGCUGAGAAGGAGAAAGAGAAGCUCGAGAGGGUAUUAACUUAUUUUUCAAAGACGUUUUGACUUUUGUUUAAAAAUUCUCAUCUGUGUAAAUUACCUGUGUUGACAGUAUGAGAGACCCUUUUUUGUUUUGAUGUAGCAAAUGAAGAAAAGUAAGCAGACACAAGAGGAUAUGUUGUACGGAACAGCGAGAACACCAUCCAAAAGGCGGAUAGCAGGGACUCCCACACCUGGAAAAAUCAGAAAGGUAAGAUGAGAGGUCAACUUUUGUCAUUUAUUUUUAUAUUUCAUUCUUGCAUGUGUGGGGGAACUUGCCAUGUUGUGGAAUUUCAAGCUGACCAAGCAGUUGUCUCUGUCUAUGCAGCUCAACGGCACCACGACCAUCUCCACUCCAAACAGCUUCCUUAGUUCGGGCCUUGGUGGAACUAUGUGCCAGUCCUCCAUCCAGAAACCCCCUCUGUCUGCCAGCAAGGUAUCCUCACUGUCUGUCCUCCAUGAGCUGACUGUUAAGAGUUAGAUUAGUUUGCUCUGAAUGUGAAUCUCUUGUUCUGAUUUAUUCUCUUGUUUUAUUUUGCAAUACGCAAUAGGCAGGGUAUAAUCUCCACUUUCUCAUCUUCUGAAGUGGGUGAUUGAAAACAAUGUCAUUGUUGUCGGUUCUGUUGUAGGGUCUUGGCCUUAGAACCCCUGGACAUGGAAGGACUCCUCGUGCACUAGACAGAAACAAGGAAAACAUCUCCCACCUCAAUAGACACACUCCAAGUGCCACACUCAGGUCUCAGGAUACUCAAGAUCACACCCUCACCUUUAACUCUAUUGCUGCCUCCUAUUCGGAAUUUGCGGUAAAUGAGGUUUUACAUCUGUUUAGUGUCUAACAACAGGAAGUACCAAAAUAAAAGUAAAGUCUGCUCAUAAAAAAAGGCUGUAUUUUCCCACGUCACAUGUCAUGUAGAGCUAAAAGAUAUCCUGUUCUAAUAACGUCUGGAAUUAUAUAUUCAAACCAUCAAAUUUGUUGCUCAUGUUAAAAUCUUUAAUAUCGCCUUGUGAAAAUCUGAUCAUUUUUUCAGUUGCAACAGUUUAUCUCACAUCAAUUUCCCUGAAAUUAUUUUUUUUGUUUUUUGGUUGAGUUUUUUAACGAGGUGUACGAUUAGCUUUCUGCAAAACAAGUAACGCUAGCAUGAUGAUGAAAUCUACAACUUGAAAGCCAAAAAGUGAAGAGCUGCUUCAACCCCUUUUCUGCACAAUUUAUUUCAAUCAAAUCAUUUGAAUUAAUUUUUAGCUUCUUACCUGUAGAGACACAAUCAAUACAUACUCUUUGAAACAAUGCAGUACGUCAUAAACAGUCAAAAUAUUUCUACAAGAAAUCAGAAUAAAUCAGAUUCAACAGGGCCACAGUUGGACCCUUUAACACGGGCUCUGAAGAUUGAGUCGAAACAAAAGUAUUUCCUCAAAAUGAGCCUUUAGUACCUUUUAUUCACGCACACACACUGACCUGUAGAUCUUAUUGCUGGACUUAAUGUGAACAAAGAUACUGAUGUUUGCUCUUUGGUUUUCACAGAGAGACCUCUCAAAGGCUUCUAAAUCGAAUGUGAAGACAGGAUUUCUGAACUCCACCGUCAGUCAUCAGUGAUGGACUGCAGCAGCCUCCCAGCUCGGAUGUUUUUUGGUAUAGUUUGUAUUUAGGGGACGACAGGGGAAUGUACAUGUAAACUUCUUACAAAAACUUGUAAAUAUUUGAAUUUGUCUGACCGCCUGUCUUUCCUCUGUCCUGUUUUUAAGAUUUUAUUUCAGGGUUUUUCCAAAAGCGUUUCUCUCUGCUGUAUUCUUUUUUUUUUUCUCCCUUUUUUUGACAAAUUCCUGAUUGUCCCAGAAUUAUUGUGGGUAGCUCAUUUUUAGGGGGGGGGGGCUUUUAAGUGAAACAUUAUUUACCGUAUGUAGAGCACUACAUUUAGAUCGUACCCUAGCAUUAAGCUAGCACACGUUUUCUACUCCAGCUGGAAUGACCGCUAUUCACAUGCACCAUGUUUUUCAGAGCUUUUCCAAUACUCGUGCUGUAAAUAAACAUUUUAAAAAGCAAAGUUUUGGCCUUGUAGUGUUUACUUAUUACUCUUGUCACUUAAAAAUAAGCUUGAAUGUGGUACUUGGAGAAACUCCUCUUCUUCACAAAGUAGAAAACGAAUGAUUUGGUUAAGCCAUUUGAGACAUGAGUUCUUCGAGCGCUCGUUCUCUGUGAUUUUCAUGAACAAGCAGCACUUCCUUUAUUGCAUUUUGCUGGAAGCCCAUCUCAUUGAAUUGAGUCAGGAGGUGCAGGAACUCAGCUGCCUAGAAGAUAAAUAAGAAUACAUGUACAUCACAAAAAAGUUCUGACUUUUGUUGCUCUGGGAACAUAAACACUGUUGAGUUAGUCACCUUGCUCUCACAGUUCUGAAACAUCUCCAAGGCCUCCUCCACCUGUGCUUCAUCAUAACCCAGAUCACACAGAUGGUCACUUGCAACCAGGUACUCUAGUAUCUGUGGAGAAGGCAGGUAUCAGCUGACAUAGUUGGUCGAAACGUUUAAUCUACAGAUAAUCGAGGUUUGAAAAUCACAAUUAACUUGUAGACUGGAGAGACACACCUUAUCUGGGUUGUGAUAGCCGGUCUUCUGCAGAGCUAGAAUGGCUGUGCGAAGAGGGUAGCCCUUCUCUGUGAUGCUUUCCAGCACAUCCCUCUCUUCCUGGUUGAGUGCUGACAUCAACUCUGCAGCUGAGUCAAAGAAAACCCCGGGAGAGCUGCCUGUCCUCAGGGCCUGUUGAAGAGGGAAGAACAGACGCAAGGAGGCAGGUCAUUGGAAGGACAGGGAGGAAUAUAUUUAUGAUUCAGAGAGUGACUAAAAAAAAUCAGACCUUCUGUUUGUGGUGUGUGACCAGAGGCCCUGCAGAGGACGGUCUUAUCUGUUUGAACCUGGAUGGAGGAGGACCAGCAGGGGGCGUGUUUUGAGAAAGCUUUCUGCCCACAGAGCCCAGUGAGCGUGUCCUCUUUUUGCUGUUCUUCUGCCCAGGAGGGAAAGGGCUGGCCUGCUGUAACCUGUGAUGCUCCAGAGCUUGCAAAGGUUGUCUGCAGUCUUGAAAUAAAGGUGACUUGUUUCUCGAUCCUCUGGAGCCCUGAAGGGAUGCAGGUUUACAGUGGUGAGAAGAACCACAGUGAGAUUCUUUGACUUUGGAGGGUGUAUCUUUGGGUGUUGCACCCCGAGGCCGCUCUCUGCUCUUUAUCGAGUGACAGGCAUCUUCUGCGGAGGAGCCUUCGUUGUCCUCAAAGUAUCCAUCUUCAUCUUCUGAGUCAGAUAAGAGGAACCUGACAGUGCGAUGGUGCCGCCAGUGAGCGUCUGCGGAGUUUAGGCUGUGGCUGCGGGGUCGAAGUGUUGGGGCCCACUGGUCACUGCUCCUGUGUUUGGGUCUGCAGCUCUUCUGAGGAGUGCUGAACAUCAGCCAGUAAGGGGGACAGGAAGGGGUCUGACAGACCUGCUGCUGCCCGGUUACAAUCAAUUUCUCCAGGUUGAAUCCAUACUACAGGAGAAAAAGACCUUUUAAGCAGAAGAGACUUGAUUCACCACAGCAGGUUCAGUGCUGCUGUCACAUUAACAGUGACUAUGGCUCCAGUAAGAGAUGAUUGUGAGGCACAGCGUCAGGACUCUGAGACUGAAUUUAAUAAGUUUUGACACAUUUGUGUAUUUCCCUGAUAUGUGAGCCGAUGAAAUUACUUAAUGAUCAUAAAUGUUAACGUUAACCUCUGUAAGCUUUAACAGUGAAGUCAAUUCAUGUAUUUCUGUCUUUAAAUUAAGCUAAAACAUUUUGUUUAUAGAAUUCAUACAGAGAACUAUUCACAAAGUGUUGACAGGUUCAUAUUUACAAGUUUAGAUGCUUUUCUCUACAGCUGUUUGUGAGGGUGAACAGAUUAUGCAGAAUGUGUUUUUGAGGUUUAUUUACAUUUACUUAGAGUUUCUAGCCUCUGAUUGAAAAGUGCUGUGACAUGUGAUCAGGGUGGUCCAGGAUGUUACGGUUUUGGGUUAUGUUGUGGUUAUGAAAAGAUGGCUGGACAGUUAAAGUGCUGUUAUGAAAGUUAUCUGUCUCCAUCCUGCUGUUUCUAAUCAUCAGAAUUAUCCAACUACCUUACAUCGAACCUUCACGUUACACCUCUAAAUGCAAGAUGAAAGCAAUGACUUGGCACGCACAGAAUCAGAUAACAUGUUAAAAAGCAGCAAACAAAUAUUUCCAUCAUCCAAUUAACAUGUUAAACUACUUAAUGUGUCUCUUUAAAGCAAAUAAAGGAUGCUUCCAAAUCCUCAAAAAUACCCCCAUAAAUCUGUUACCAACUGUGAUAUUUGUGUAUAUAUUUUCUUUCACACAGUGAAUUUAUGUGAAAUGAUUUCCUGAGAGGAAAACUACAGUAUAAAGCCACUGUUUAUGAAGCAUUUCCAUCCACAUAUUAAACCAAGAUAAAACUAUAGCUACAUGGAUGUGCGACCUCAGUAUCUUGUAGUAUCCGACCACAGUCCGGUAUAGAGAUUUCCGGAGCCGCCACGAGCUGCACUUCCUCCCGCAAGGGGCCCAGGAAGGUCUGAAACGGGAUGUCCUCCAGAGGGUUCAUUUUCUCCAACAAGCACCUGCAGCAGUAGAGUUAUUCAGAGUUCAUUCAUUUGGAGUUAUGAAAUCAAACCUUCUUGUCGCUCUUUCUUACUUCUGUGAGGUAUCCUCUGUCCAGUUCACGAUCCCUCUGAGGUGUUGACAGCGUACGCACAGGCAUCAUCUCAGGGUUUAAACCUCUUCAACACUAAGCCUCUGACAUCACCUGAGCAGUUGUUUACAAAUAAUACCACAGACAACAACUCUGAUCCUCCCUGCAAAAAUACUUAAUAGUACACAAAAAAUGUACACAGAAUACAUCUAUUCAAUAUAUACAAACUACAUUUGGCUGAGUCGUAUUAAAGCAGCCCAAGACUUGCACUUACACUGUAAACAAUCCACAAUUUUUAGAUUUCACUGUUGUUACAGUAACACUGCAUGAAAUACUGUUUCUCCGUUUUCUUUUUGUUGUUUUGCAGAUUUCUCCAUCCAUGGGCAAAGCUUCAACUGAGAGAGAGAGUGAGACUUUGUAAUUUCAGUUUGGUCUUGAAGGGGGAUUAGGGGGAUGCUGAGUUAUUGGAAACAAAGGACAGCACAACACUUUCCAGAGAUUAUCUGAUUACAUUAAGAGGACAGUGUAGCCAUGUGGGAUAACUG
Molecule: messenger RNA, 8256 nt
Organism: Xyrichtys novacula (pearly razorfish)
Lineage: Eukaryota; Metazoa; Chordata; Actinopteri; Labriformes; Labridae
Source: the annotation of a GenBank genome assembly